GAAAAUGAGCCUAUUAUAAAGCAGUUUCCUUGUAAUAAAUUAGAUAAUGCUAUUCAUAAAGUUUAUAUUAGUCGUGUAUUUACACAUACUACUUAUAGUGGAGCUCCAAGAAGAGAUAUUGUUGCUAAAGAUCUUUUUCUAACAAAAUUUUCUUCUGAUAAACCUGUAAAAUACAAAAAACUUUCUGAAGAAGAGUUACAAUUAUUAGACAAAGAAUUAAUUCGCUAA
Cetraspora pellucida is the source of this 228-nucleotide messenger RNA. NCBI's taxonomy places the organism in Eukaryota, Fungi, Glomeromycota, Glomeromycetes, Diversisporales, Gigasporaceae. The record is from the annotation of a GenBank genome assembly.